UUGAACUACAUCUUAAUUCAAAUGAUGGAAAAGUCUUGGAAAAUGUUUGCUCGGCCAUUCAGUAUCUGUGUUGGUUCAGAAGAUGGAAUCCAGAUUGUGAUUGAUGCUGGUUUUGUCCCAAAACUAGUUGAACUUCUCCAACACCCUUCCCCAUCUGUGCUUAUUCCCGUACCGCGUCUCAUUGCCACUAUAGUUAGUAAACAUAAGGACCAGAUCCAAUGUGUGAUCGAUUGUGGUGCUUUACGCAUUAUUUCUGACCUGUUUAAUCGAGACUAUGACGAACAAGUAAAGGCAGCCACCUUCUUGGCGGUUAUAAGCAUCACCUCAGGCUUUAGAGAACAUAUUCAGGCAGCUAUUGAUGAAAAUUUGAUUCCAAAGUUGGUCAGUCUGGCUCAAAAUGAUGAAUUGGGGAUGAAGAAGGUAGCUGUAUGGGCAAUUUCAAAUGCAACCUUAAGUGGUUCUCAUGAGCAAAUCAUAUUCUUGGUGGAGCAGGGUUGCAUUAAACCUUUAUGUGAUCUCCUGUUACAUCCAGAUCUAGUGAUCAUCUCAGCGUGUCUGAAUGGAUUGGAAAAGAUUUUAGAGGUUGGAGUGGCAGAGAUGAACAUAGGAGGAGGAAACGUGAACAAUUACACUCAACAGAUUGAAGACGCGGAAGGUCUAGAAAAGAUUGAGAACAUGCAACACCACGAAAACAACGAGAUCUCCGAGAAGGCUUUCAAUAUUCUAACGACAUACUGGUAGGAAGACGAUGGUGAGAAUUGAGAAGACACAACAUCCUCCAAGGUGAUGAUCUGGUUUUGCAGUUGUGAGAGAACCAGAUUUUUAUCUACUUUAUGAGAUCUUCAUCUACCUUUCAAACUGUCGAAAAAAUGACUUUAUAGAUAUUAAGAGAUUAGGUUGAUUUAGGAAAGAUGACUGUAGAUACGUUUAUCCAUUAAGAGAUUAGGCUGAAAUGUACAGUAUUUGGCAUAUUAGAUGAAUGUCAGAGAAGGUGAUAUUUGGACAUAUUG
This is a messenger RNA of Camelina sativa (false flax), 1010 nucleotides long. The record is from RefSeq and is a predicted model, not a curated record. NCBI's taxonomy places the organism in Eukaryota, Viridiplantae, Streptophyta, Magnoliopsida, Brassicales, Brassicaceae.